Messenger RNA from Styela clava, 2549 nucleotides. Its product is annotated as peroxisomal acyl-coenzyme A oxidase 1-like. Lineage: Eukaryota; Metazoa; Chordata; Ascidiacea; Stolidobranchia; Styelidae. The record is from RefSeq and is a predicted model, not a curated record. Gene Ontology annotation, cellular component: peroxisome. Gene Ontology annotation, molecular function: FAD binding; fatty acid binding. Gene Ontology annotation, biological process: fatty acid beta-oxidation using acyl-CoA oxidase; very long-chain fatty acid metabolic process; lipid homeostasis.
CUAUUAGUGUGUCCAUAAUUGUACAACUAGUUGAAAUUUGUGAUUAACAAUGGCAUCAAGUGAGGAGCAGAAAAUAAAUCCAGAUAUACAAAAAGAGAGAGAUACAAGAACAUUUGAUUAUGAGGAACUAGCAAUGCUAUUGAAUGGUGGUAAAGAGGAAAGAGAAAAAAGAAAGAAAAUUGUAUCCAUCGUUGAAUCGGAUAGGGACUACGAUGGACCAGAUCCUUCUUUCAUGUCUAGAAUGGACAGAUUUGAAGAAUGGAUGAGAAAAUCAUCUCUUCUUGUUAAGAAGAAAGAAAAACUGGGCGAAUUGGUUCAAGAUCACAAGGAUUUUAUGUUUUAUAACUUAAAUGUCACCAAGAAAAGGCCUAAUGUCUUUUUUGAUCUUCAUUAUGGAAUGUUUGUGCCUACAUUGAUGGGCCAAGCAACUGAUGAACAAAGAGCAAAGUGGUUGAUACCUGCAAUAAAUCAUGAGAUUUUGGGCACAUAUGCUCAAACGGAAAUGGGCCACGGUACUUUCUUACGUGGACUUGAAACUACGGCUCAUUAUGAUCCAGAAACCGAAGAAUUUGAAAUUCAUUCACCGACAAUUUCAUCUAUUAAAUGGUGGCCUGGAACUUUGGGGAAAACCUGCAAUCAUGCUAUUGUUAUGGCCCAAUUGUAUACAAGGGGAGUUUGUCAUGGAAUUCAUGCAUUUAUGGUACAAAUUAGAAAUAUGGAAGAUCAUACAUCAAUGCCAGGUAUUACUCUUGGUGAUAUUGGGCCUAAAUUUGGUUACAAUGAAAACGACAAUGGAUUUUUAAAACUUGAUCAUGUCAGAGUUCCUCGUGAUAAUAUGUUGAUGAAACAUUCGCAGGUUUUGGAAGAUGGUACCUAUGUUGCUGCUCCUCGUAAAAAUUUAACCUAUGGUACAAUGACAAUGGUACGAAGUUUUAUCGUUCGUGAUGCUGCUUAUGCACUUGCUCGUGCUUGUACAAUUGCUAUCAGAUACAGUGCUGUUAGGAGACAAAGUGAAUUGAGACCAGGGGAACCAGAACCACAGAUACUCUCUUAUCCAACUCAGCAGCAUAAACUGUUUCCACUUCUUGCAACAUCUUACGCAUUUUUCUUUGCCCAAUUACAUAUGGUUGAAAUGUAUGGAAGUGUUAACGAAGCUGUUGGAAAAGGAGAUUACUCAAAUAUGCAAGAGCUUCACUCAGUAUCAUCUGGAUUAAAAGCUUUUACAACAUGGACAACAAACAGUGGGAUUGAAGUUUGUAGAAUGUCAUGUGGAGGACAUGGUUAUUCAUUAGCUAGUGGAUUACCUGAACUCUAUACAUAUUUUACUCCCAACUGUACUUAUGAAGGAGAAAACACAGUACUCAUGUUGCAAAAUGCAAGGUAUUUGAUCAAAUGUGCAAGAGAAGGCAGCAAUGGAGCUAAGUCAGUUGCCUAUAUUCAUCAAGAUGCUCCGCAGAUGAGACAAUAUGUUGAUUUCAAUGAUCUUGAUACGAUUUGUAAGCUGUAUGAGCAAAGAGCCAGAGGAUUGGUGAAAUUUGCUGCAAACAAGGUAGAAGAGGAAGUGAGGAAUGGUGAAGAUUUAGUUGGUGCUCUCAAUAAAGUAUCUGUACAUUCAGUUCGUGCUGCCAACGCUCAUUGUCACUACUUUGUUGUGAAAAACUUUGUUGAUGAAAUCAAGACUUUGGAAUUAUCACCUGGGUUGAGGUCAGUUCUCAUGGAUUUGGCACGAUUGUAUGCACUUGACGGUCUAUCAAAGAACAGUGGCGAGUUCAUGGAGGAAGGACUUUUGUCAGGCAAAGAUGUGAAACAGUGUCAUCAACUUGUUGUAGAGUUGUUGCCAAAGAUUCGACCAAAUGCAGUUUCUCUUGUAGACUCAUAUGAAUUCUCUGACAAAAUUCUUAUGUCAGUGUUGGGAAGAUAUGAUGGAAAUGUUUAUCCUAACCUUCUGGAAUGGGCAAUGAAGUCGGAGUUGAAUAAAACAGAUGUCAUUCCUGCGUACGAAAAACACAUCCGACCUCUGCUCAAACGACACCAAAUGUCGAAAUUGUGAAGGCACUAUCAAGAUUUUAAUUCAUCAUUUCUAGAAAGUGUUUCCCAAAUCAUGAAGCUAUACUUCUAUUCCUUUUAGCUACUAAAAAAGUUUUCAAAUAAUGGAGCAAUGUUUAAAUUUUUGUCUCAUCAAAUUUAUGCAGUCAUCAUUCUGAAAAUGGUUCAGAUAAUUCUAUAAAAUAUAUCAGCAUUAACAAUACAUUAAUUUUAAACCUUUUAAUUCAAAAAGGUAUUUUGUUACAUUUAUUUUCUUUAUAUUUGUGUACAAUUAAAUUAAAUUUCUUCUUCUUAAUUAAGUACUACUGACUAAAUAUUAUGCAUGCUCUUGCAGUAUUCAGACUAUGCUGAAAAUGCAAUUUCUUCACGCUGGAGACUGUUGUCACACCUAGAUAUUUUGUGUAAUUAGGAUAAUUAACUCAAAAAUAAUAGAUGGGCAAACUUGAAGUUAUGUAUACAAUUUCAUAAUCCUUAAAUCAAGUGCAAUAAAAACGGUUAUCACG